Molecule: messenger RNA, 402 nt
Organism: Effrenium voratum
Lineage: Eukaryota; Dinophyceae; Suessiales; Symbiodiniaceae
Source: the annotation of a GenBank genome assembly
AUGCCCCAAACGCCUGUCAAGCUUGUUGGUAUUUCAAUGAAUCAAAGACUUGUAGCCGCAACAACUGCGACAGAGCUUAGAGCAAAAUUCGUGAACCAGAAUGGAGGGCCACCAAGAGUGUACGUGCCAAAAACAGCUAGAACUGUCACUGUGGCGUCGCCCUUGGCUUUGGCGCGACGCCGGUCCAAGUCUGCUCAAGAACCAAAGCAAAUAACACGCAGCAGCCGACCCACUUUGCCUUCGCCUUUGGCUGAUGCGGCGCUGAUUGAAGUCGAUUUCAGAGCCAACGCAAACAAGAAACAACAGCUCUACCCACCACAAUCCGCACAAGGCUCGAGUAGAUUCCACUGGCUUAGAAAGGACUGCAAAGAAUGUGCAAUGCAAGUGGCGACAACUUGUUGA